AUGGCAAACAAUGCAUUUAGUGAUGCAAACAAUGCACUUAGUGAUGCAAACAAUGCACUUAGUGAUGCAAACAAUGCACUUAGUGAUGCAAACAAUGCACUUAGUGAUGCAAACAAUGCACUUAGUGAUGCAAACAAUGCAUUUAGUGAUGCAAACAAUACAUUUAGUGAUGCAAACAAUGCAUUUAGUGAUGCAAACAAUGCAUUUAGUGAUGCAAACAAUGCAUUUAGUGAUGCAAACAAUGCAUUUAGUGAUGCAAACAAUGCAUUUAGUGAUGCAAACAAUGCAUUUAGUGAUGCAAACAAUGCAUUUAGUGAUGCAAACAAUGCAUUUAGUGAUGCAAACAAUGCAUUUAGUGAUGCAAACAAUGCAUUUAGUGAUGCAAACAAUGCAUUUAGUGAUGCAAAACAAUGCAUUUAG
This is a messenger RNA of Procambarus clarkii (red swamp crayfish), 420 nucleotides long. Lineage: Eukaryota; Metazoa; Arthropoda; Malacostraca; Decapoda; Cambaridae. The record is from RefSeq and is a predicted model, not a curated record.